This is a messenger RNA of Arabis nemorensis, 993 nucleotides long. NCBI's taxonomy places the organism in Eukaryota, Viridiplantae, Streptophyta, Magnoliopsida, Brassicales, Brassicaceae. The record is from the annotation of a GenBank genome assembly.
AUGCGAAACCUCCGACCACCUUACGCAAAGCAAGGCUCUGGUUAUAUUCAAAUCUGGCUCGACUCGGAGACGGAGCUUUCUGUCGGAAGACAAGAGCUGGUACCCCCAUGGCUCAGAGAUAUGCUCGGUGCAGAUCCGAAGACCUAUGGCUUCAUGGAGACCCGAAAAAACGGCUGUUCCCCUAGAAAUGCUCCCAACCGCGAGAAUCGAAGAACCGCUCAACAAGCAGAAAUCUCACCGGAGAUGGGCGCUCUUCGUCUUCAAACCUUCGUCAGCCAUCUUGGCCGCCGACGAGACCUUCCGGGCAUAUUAUGCCGUGGUAUCCUCUGUAACCUUCCGCCGUCUUCCAUGAAGGCCGGCGAGACCUUGGAGAAGGCGGACCCGCCAGAUGCUUUCCAGGAACCGUCGAGCUCGCUCGCCCUUGUCAAGUCUCACCACUGUCCCGACCUUCUCUCGCCAAGGCAAGUCCCGAGAGAAUCCCGACUGUUAUCACCGGCGGAUCUGCUAGCACCCUCGAUGCCAUACGCCGCGGUUAAUCUUCAUCACCGUCGUCCCUCACCGGAACCUUACCCAGAUCUGAACGGCACCGGAUCCGGAAGGUUGCCGGCUUGGUUUCGACGGCUCAUCAAUCCACCGUUCGGUUGUCGCACCAUCACUACCCUACCCCGACCAGCUGGUCACCAUCGGCAUCCUUUGGCUGCCGCCGGAAAAGCAAUAGCCGGAAAAGCCCCAGCGCUACAAACCAUGGCCGACACUGUUCCAUCCUCUUGGAUUAGUUUUAUUGUUCUAAUGGGUUUCUCAAAGCCCAAUCUGCUGUGGCCCAAUUGGGAGAUGGUUCUCCAUUAUAUUUGCCCAGCUUCUGGAUUCUUAAAUCCUGCAAAUUAUUCUUCCCGGUGGAAGAGAUCAUUUCCACCUACCAUCUUUUUGAUAUUGAGUGGUCGAUCCCCCGAGUUUUAUGCUGGGAUUUUCAAAGUCACAUUCAAAAAUGAUUAA